GUGCUGUCAACCCCAGAGGCUUUAAAAACAACAGGGCUUUACUGCCUGUGUUCAUGUGGGUCAGAGGACAGGGAGUGGACAGAGAUUCAGUCCCAGCCAGCCAGGGAGGGACAAUGAACCCUCUCUCAUUGCUGUGGCUGUACGCGGCCCUGCCAGGUCUGCUGUGGGCCUCGCAUGUCAGUCUCACAGUGGAGGGCGACAAUGACCCCUCCAGGAUCUGCAAACCCGCCCCUGACUGGGCGAUAAAGGGACAUUCACCCAUGCAAGAGCUGCACGGAAACGUGGUUGUGGUGGCGCUACUGAAGGCCAGCUGACAGUUCUGUCUCACUCAGGCCUCCAAAAUUGGAGGCCUGCGUGACAAGCUGAACCGCAGCAACCUGACGGAGGUGUCUUUUAUGAUAGUAAAUGAGCGGGAGGCUCUGUCCAGAGCCAUGUUCUGGGAGCUGGAGAGAAGAGCGCCCCCUGGUGUUCCUGUCUACCAGCAGGAUCCCUUUCAAAAUGACGUGUGGGAGGCUCUGGACGGUGACAAAGAUGACUUCCUGGUCUAUGAUAGGUGUGGUCUGCUCACCUUCCACAUAGUGCUACCUUACAGUUUCCUGCAUUACGUCUACGUAGAGGCUGCAAUCAGAGCCACCUAUGAUAAAAACAUCUGCAAUUGCACUGUUAAUUCUACUUUAUCAAGUGACCAGAAGAACGAGACGAUGCAGUUAAAUGUCAGCCAGACAACUACAACACCCAUAUCGCAACUGGACGCAGAUGAUCAAGACACAGCUCCUGGGGCGACUCAUCAUCACCAUCCUCAUCCUCAUCCUCAUCCUCAUCCUCAUCAUCAUCAUCAGCAGCAGCAGCAGCAGCAGCAGCAGCAGCAGCAGCAGCAGCAGCAGCAGCAGCAGCAGCAGCAGAAGCAGCAGCCUGGCAACCACAGUCAUCCUGCUGGGAUGGAAGUGGAUAAUCAGGAUGCCAGUUAAAUUAAGUGUUUUUGCUGUCUUUUUCUUCUUAGUAUUUUACUUUUGGUGACGUGUUUUUUUUUUACUUUGAUGACAGAACAUACAGGUAAACUGAGCCGUUGAAUCUGUUUCAGCUGUAAUCGGAUUGUGUUUUUCCUCUGCUAGCAUCGCCACACCUCAGUCCUCUGUGUGGAAAACGUAUAGCCAGUGCUUCGCUGUCUUCUCCCACUAAUGAAGUCUAUGAAGUAAAACCUGCCUGCAGGACGCUGUAGAUGGAUGUGUGUGGAGAGAUUCGGAUGUGCUGAUGGUUAUUGCCACCCAGACAGAGUCAGAGGAUGUGGUACGCUGCUAGUGAGCCAACCUCAGUCAGAUUACUGUUCAAACAUUCUCCUUCUGGUUCCAGUUUCUGCUUCUGUAAGUCAUGUCUCGUGCAGGAUCUGGAAGUGAUAUGCUGUGCUGUUUCAUUACUAUUUACAUAUAACAAGAGGUUCAAAUGCGGUCUUUUAUUCAUUUGCAUGCGUACAAGCAUAUGGAAAGUGGUGUAAUCAAUUUAAUUAGUAUACUUAAUCCAAUUAAAUCAUUAGAUAUUAUAAAUCACACCAGCAAACAGUAUUUUUCACUUAUAUUAUAUGCAGUAUUACUGGAUUAACAUACUGUACAUUGCUCCGGUUAAUACAUUUUGCAUAUUUGCUGUGGAUUUAAAAGCGUUGUUACUUGACCUCUGAUUAAUUACCUGAAUGUAGAAUGAACGUUUGGAUUGUUGUUCUCCAUUAAAAAGAAAAUACAUUUAUAAAGUGUUUAGCCUGUACAGUUUGUGUAAUUGAAUAUGGAAAGUUAUUUUGUCCUCUUUCACAAUAAAGAGAAUAACCCUUUUUACAGUAGAGAGAUAUUAAAGCAAUAGAUCCAUGUUUUGGGAAA
This is a messenger RNA of Perca fluviatilis (European perch), 1865 nucleotides long. It is a transcript of the gene selenop2, whose product is annotated as selenoprotein P2. Gene Ontology annotation, molecular function: selenium binding. Lineage: Eukaryota; Metazoa; Chordata; Actinopteri; Perciformes; Percidae. The record is from RefSeq and is a predicted model, not a curated record. Gene Ontology annotation, cellular component: extracellular region. Gene Ontology annotation, biological process: selenium compound metabolic process. The transcript has 5 exons.